GGUGCGGAACCCAUCCGGCUUAUGCUCCUGUCUACCGCAACAUUCAAAGGAAGCUGUUGACAGGAGCUGAAACAAUCAAUUAAUAUCAGCAUUGUUGCAAGUGUAUUGGCUGUCCGGACUCGGAGCCUGACGGAAGGGAUACUGCUCGUAAGCUCGCGAGCGACACUAGUCAGUCCGAGUGCGCCGCGAUGGCCGCCGGACGCUGCGCACAGCUGGCCGCCAGCCUGUCGGGUUUGUCGCGUCUCUCGCACCAGGCGGUGUGCCGGACGGUCGCCGGCCCGCGGCUGGACUCGCAGCCGCUGCUGCGGCGGCUCGGCGCCUCCCUCCUGAAGACGUCCACUGUGGCGCUGUACUCAACGGGCAAGGGCGGCAGCGAGGGCAGCAAGCUGACCGGCUUCACCUCCACGCCGGCCGGCUCCGGACUGGCCGAUGAGAUCCUUAGCGCCAAGGUGAAGGCGGAGGAGAGCCAGGGGAAGACGGGCGGCGACGGAAAGCAGUCUGAUGGCGGCCAGAAGAGCGAGGACGAGCGCGCCGAGGAGGAGAAGAGGAAGGAGGCGUCGUGGAGGGCCAUGAAGUACACCUUCGCCUUCUUCGGCGUAACCUUGGCAGGCUUCAGCGGCUGGACGAUAGCAGUGUUUGGGGCGCCCAUCAAGGACCCUGAGGGCAACGUCAUGUAUGACGAGUUCUCGGACAUGUCAUUCGUAACGCAGUACCUGAGCAGGACGUGGAAGGAGCUCAAGCUUUACAACAAGAUGAUCAAGGACCCGUCGCGGGCCCAGCUGCUGCCCGACCCGCUGCAGUACCCGUACAUGCAGCCGCCCUACACGCUCGUGCUGGAGAUGACCGGCGUGCUGGUCCACCCCGACUGGACGUACAAGACGGGCUGGCGCUUCAAGAAGCGGCCCGGCAUCGACUUCUUCCUGCAGCAGGUCGGCCCGCCGCUCUUCGAGGUCGUCGUCUACACGGCCGAGCAGGGAUUUACUGCGUCGCCGAUAGUGGACGCGCUGGACCCGCAGGGGUACGUCAUGUACCGGCUCUUCAAGGACUCGACCCGCUACGUCAACAGCCACCACGUCAAGGAUCUGAACUGUCUGAACAGGGACCUCAGCAAGGUGAUCAUGGUGGACUGGAACGACAAGUCGGUACAGCUGAACCCGCGGAACCACCUCAGGGUGAAGAAGUGGGCGGGCAAUGACGACGACCGCAGUCUGGUGGACCUGGCCAUGCUGCUCAAAGCCGUGGCCACGUCCGGCGUCGGGGACGUGCGGGAGGUGAUGGACUUCUACCGUCAGUACGACGACCCGCUGCAGGCCUUCCGCGAGAAUCAGCGGCGGCUGCAGGAGCAGGAGGAGGCGAUGCAGCGGCACAGGGCCGAAGAGGAGAGCAAGGGUGCCCUCGUCAAGAAGAGCUGGACUUUCAGUCUUCUGCGGCGCUAGCGACAGCCGGCGUCACGCUCCUGUUCAGCGCUUGUCGCCACCGUCGGCGGGCGACGCCGUGAUCGGCAUAGGUGGCGCUAGGAUCGGCGCAGAUGGCGUCAGGAUCGGCGCGGGUGGCGCUAGGCUCGGCGCAGGUGGCGCCACGGUCGGCGUGACAAUAGUGAAGCGGUGCGGCAGACCCUUCGCGGGAUGGAUGGACCCGGACCGAUCGACCGGCCGGACCGCGUGAUUAGCCCGGCCGGUGAGGCGCCGCGGUGUCUCCACGUGUGCGGCGCCUGACGGCCAGCCAGACUGCCCUGUGCUCUUUAUGCUCACUGGAAAUACACGGCGGGACGGCGCG
This is a messenger RNA of Pollicipes pollicipes, 1776 nucleotides long. Its product is annotated as mitochondrial import inner membrane translocase subunit TIM50-C. NCBI's taxonomy places the organism in Eukaryota, Metazoa, Arthropoda, Thecostraca, Pollicipedomorpha, Pollicipedidae. The transcript is spliced from 8 exons. Bases 189 to 1436 code for a protein of 415 amino acids. The record is from RefSeq and is a predicted model, not a curated record.